Molecule: messenger RNA, 2565 nt
Organism: Lucilia sericata (common green bottle fly)
Lineage: Eukaryota; Metazoa; Arthropoda; Insecta; Diptera; Calliphoridae
Gene: ZnT63C
Product: zinc transporter 1
Exons: 11
Coding region: 325-1656 (443 amino acids)
Biological process (GO): zinc ion transmembrane transport; detoxification of zinc ion; intracellular zinc ion homeostasis
Cellular component (GO): membrane
Molecular function (GO): zinc ion transmembrane transporter activity
Source: RefSeq, a predicted model, not a curated record
GCAGCAGAUAAAAUUUUAGUGCAUUCGAAAAACGACGAACGCUAAACACACACGUAUCAGAAGUAAAUAGUUAAAGUGAUAUUAUUUUUUUUUAAAUAAAAUAAUUUUUUUUAAAAUAAACAAAAUUAACAUCACUCAUAAGAAUUUAUCAAAAGAAAAUUUAACUAAACGUUUUGCAUUUAACAUUAUCAGUUAUUUAUUGCUGCUGCUGUCGCUGUUCAAUUUAACAACUGUUCCUUUUGAGAACAGGCUGUAUAUACCUCGAGACGUUUACGUUAAUAAAAACAAAUCGCAUUUAAGGAGUUUUAUAUAAGAUUUUCUAAAAUGUCAAAAUACACAGGUAAAAAAUGUCGCCUGUUGUCUAUGAUGAUGUUGACCGGUUUCUUCUUUUUUGUCGAAAUCGUGGUCGGAUAUGUUACAAAUUCAAUGGCUUUAGUAGCUGACAGUUUUCACAUGUUGGGCGAUAUAGCCGCUUUGGUGAUAUCGUUUUUAUCAGUUAAGAUGUCCCCAAAAAAAUGGUCAAAAAAUACAUUUGGUUGGGCACGUGCAGAAGUAUUGGGAGCUUUAGUUAACGCAGUAUUUUUGGUUGCAUUAUGCUUUAGUAUUACGAUAGAAGCGGUUAAAAGAUUUAUAGAAGAAGAAACUAUACAUGAACCAGAAUUGUUGGUUACUGUAGGUGUAUUAGGUUUAGUUGUAAACGGCAUUGGCUUGUGUUUACUUUAUGAGCAUGGUGGUCAUCAUGGUCAUUCACAUGGUGGAGGCUUAAGACGAAAUCAUAGCAGACUUACCGAAUUAGCUAAUGUAGAUGAAGGUGAAAAUGGUGAUGAUUUCGUUUUUGAGAAAGAGAAGGAAAAACCAAUUAAAAAAUCCAGUCAUGGUCACAGUCACGAUCCCGGUUCCAUGAAUAUGCGUGGUGCAUUUUUACAUGUAUUAAGUGAUGCUUUGGGUAGUAUUAUUGUCGUUAUAAGUGCUUUGGUUGUUUGGUUGACCGAAUGGAAAUAUCGUUAUUAUAUGGAUCCUGCUUUGUCCAUUGUAUUAGUUUGUUUAAUAUUACAUUCAGUUUGGCCUUUGUUGCGUGAAUCUGCAUUAAUUUUAUUACAAACUGUGCCAACACAUAUACAAGUUGAUGCUAUACAAAAACGUUUGUUGGAAAAAGUUGAUGGUGUUUUGGCAGUCCAUGAGUUUCAUGUCUGGCAAUUGGCUGGCGAUCGGAUUAUAGCUUCAGCUCACAUAAGAUGUCACAAUUUAUCAGAGUAUAUGAAAAUCGCCGAAAAAGUUAAAGAAUUCUUUCACAAUGAAGGCAUACAUUCAACAACCAUACAACCAGAAUUUGAUAUGGAUGGGGCGUGUAUAGUAUCAGAGGGUACAUCCAGUCUCAAUAUGAGCAGCUCAGACUGUUGUGCAUUAGACUGUCCACCCUCAACCGAUAAUGGGUGUGUCAAAGCCACAUGUUGUCAAAACAAUAACAAGAAUCAACUGCCCUCACCUACUAGUUCACCGUAUAUGUGUCGUCAACGCAAUUCGACUAGAAAUGCUAAUGAUGUUGAAACCGGUUCAUUAUUAGAUCCUGUAACGGGUACUGGUGGUGGUUCGCUGGGUAGCACUGUCGGCAGUGGUGGAUCAACGGUCAAAGAGAGUAACGGAGAAGUAGUCUGACAACAUUCGUUCCAUGCAACACGUAGUAAUAUACCAGUAGUGGCUCAGGAAACCAACAAUUUACAUACAACAUCUUUAAAUACAAAAAAUACACAACAUCAACAAAUACAAGAAACGAUGAGAACUAAUAAUCAUCACAAUCAUAAUUCAAACUAUAAAAUUAAUCAACAACAGCAACAACUACCAACGACAACAGCCACAACAACAGCAUUAUCAUCGUCAUCAUCAUCAGCAUUAUUAUUGUCGCCAUCGUCUACUCUAGAAGUUAACAAUAAAGAUGUUUUUAAAACUAAAACUAAAACCAAUGAUCAAAGUGGUGAGGAUCUUAAAAACCAAAAAGGAAAACAAGCACACAAAUCACAAAGGAAUAAAGACACAGACAAAGACAAAGAAAAUGAAAUAAUCAUUGAUGAUUACUUUACGCUGCCUCCUAAAGUCUUGUUGUCACCGACAACAACGCGUGAUAUUUACGAAAAUAGAUUAAAACCAGCGUCUUCAGCUAAUAACCACCAGCAAUCAGUGUCAUCGCCAAAGCUAACGUCAACGUCAUUCUCACCACCUGUUGCAACAACCACCGUAACAGCUCAAAGGCGUCGUGAUUUAAAGCUCAAAGCCGAGCAACAAUAUCACGAAGAAAUUGAGCUUAACACAGCCUCUCUGAGACAAGGAGAUGAAGUGGCUCUGUAAUCGAAUUCCUUAGUCCUCCCUUAGUUUUGUUGUACAAUAACCACAAUAUAUGUAUGUAUGUAUAUAGAAUAUGAUACAUACGUAUAUGUAAUGUGUUUUGUUUCUGUUGAGACAUUAAUCAUGUUUGUCAUUUACAUAAAUCGUCGUAGUACAUAUAUCUUGUCAUCUUUCCAUGUAGAAAUUCAUUUCCACAAAUUGACCAAUAAAAUUAUAAAACUAUAA